Molecule: messenger RNA, 1623 nt
Organism: Mycetomoellerius zeteki
Lineage: Eukaryota; Metazoa; Arthropoda; Insecta; Hymenoptera; Formicidae
Gene: nAChRa3
Product: nicotinic acetylcholine receptor alpha3 subunit
Exons: 10
Coding region: 105-1517 (470 amino acids)
Biological process (GO): monoatomic ion transmembrane transport
Cellular component (GO): postsynaptic membrane
Molecular function (GO): acetylcholine-gated monoatomic cation-selective channel activity; transmembrane signaling receptor activity
Source: RefSeq, a predicted model, not a curated record
CAGCUGUGUCGGUGGCGUCAGCACUCCAUCGUUCUAUUCCAGUGAUAUGAUCAUGGUACGAUUACAAGCUGCAAUGGGAUCCGAAGGAAUAUGGUGGAGUAGAUAUGCUGCAUGUGCCAUCAGAUCACAUAUGGAGGCCCGACAUAGUUUUAUAUAACAACGCUGAUGGUAACUUUGAGGUGACACUGGCGACGAAGGCGACUCUCAACUACACGGGCAGAGUCGAUUGGAAGCCGCCGGCUAUUUAUAAGUCUUCCUGUGAGAUCGACGUCGAAUAUUUUCCAUUCGACGAACAAACAUGCGUGAUGAAAUUCGGCUCGUGGACUUAUGACGGCUUCCAGGUCGAUCUUCGACACGUCGACGAAAUCGGAGACAGCCCUAUCGUCGACGUUGGAAUCGAUCUUUCGGAGUUUUAUACUUCCGUCGAGUGGGAUUUACUAGCAGUCCCUGCUGUAAGACACGAAAAGUUUUACACGUGUUGUAACGAGCCUUAUCUCGACAUCACUUUUAACAUUACUAUGAGACGGAAGACUCUAUUCUACACCGUUAACCUCAUAAUACCCUGCAUGGGAAUAUCAUUCCUCACGAUAUUGGUGUUUUACCUGCCAAGCGACAGUGGAGAGAAGGUAAGCUUGUCUAUCUCGGUUCUAUUGUCACUGACUGUGUUCUUCCUCUUGCUGGCCGAGAUCAUCCCGCCUACAUCGCUCGUGGUACCGCUUCUUGGUAAAUUCGUCCUAUUCACUAUGAUCCUCGACACCUUAAGCAUAUGUGUAACAGUGGUGGUCCUGAAUGUGCACUAUCGUACGCCGCAAACCCACGUAAUGUCGCCAUGGGUCAAACGCGUGUUCCUCCACGUGCUGCCGAAGUUGCUGGUAAUGCGCAGACCGGAGUAUGAGAUAGAUAAGCAUAGCACGGAUGAGGAUGAACAUGAUGAUCAACGUAGCAUGGAUGGACGCAAUAGUCAUCGCAUUAGGGUCACAUCAUGCAGUAAUUGUCGUGAUUCUCGAGAAAUAACACUGUACAUUGAGUCCUCGCCCCCGAAGCUGACUAAAUCCUCAGCGCGCUAUCCUAGUGUCGACUCAAUGGAUUCUUGGGAGUCGGAAGCAAAUUCAGAAAACAUGUGCCGUGUUCACGGUUCGCGAGGGGCAACGGCUGCGCCAUCCGCAGCGCCCGCGCCGCCACAACUUCCAACAAAGGAGAAUGUCGAUGCUCUCUGUAAGACUCUUCAUGAUUGGCAUCGCUGUCCAGAAAUAAAAAAGGCUAUAGAAGGCAUCCGCUACAUCGCCGAACAUACAAAGAAAGAAGAGGAAUCUAAUAGAGUCAAGGAGGAUUGGAAGUUUGUCGCAAUGGUGCUCGACAGAUUAUUCCUUUGGAUCUUCGGGUUAGCCGUAUUCAUCGGCUCGGCCGGAAUUAUACUACAGGCGCCGACCUUGUACGACGAUCGCAUCCCCAUUGAUUCACAGCUCUCCGAAAUCGCCCCCACCACUGCCACACGUCACGAGCCUCUGAGGAAUUAAUGCCGCGCGUAAAACACAUAUACAAAACACACGUAUAUACACAACAGCCAAUUACUUAUAAUAGGCUGUUGUGUAUAUAUGUAUGUUUCGUAAUAUUACAUCGACA